Molecule: messenger RNA, 1481 nt
Organism: Cyprinus carpio (common carp)
Lineage: Eukaryota; Metazoa; Chordata; Actinopteri; Cypriniformes; Cyprinidae
Product: lysosome-associated membrane glycoprotein 1-like
Cellular component (GO): membrane
Source: RefSeq, a predicted model, not a curated record
GCGCUCGGGUUGCGCUAUGGUUGUAAAGAUCAGAGAUGCUCUGUUCUUUUUCAGUGCGCGGGCGUUAGUACGCAGUGUUCUGCUCUCGGAGUGUGACGCGUUUUCUGACGGACUGAGGCAUGACGGUCAAACGGAGCUCCGCGGCAGGUGUCUGCUGGACCCUUCUGAUGGGGUGUGUGUUUGCAGCUCACGCUGUGACGUUUGAGGUGAAAGAUGGAAACUCCACCUGCAUUAAAGCAGAUCUCAACACCAGCUUCAGCAUCACCUACAACACCACCAAUGGAACGAGCGCGGCGAGGUUUGCGCUGCCGUCCGCAGCAGCAGUGGGUAAUGGUAGUUCCUGCGGCGGCGGCGCUGGCGUUCCUCCAGAGCUGCUGGUGUCCUUCGGCGCAGGUCACGCUCUGACUCUCCUGUUCUCCAGCGACGGACGGCUCUACCGUGUGGCUAGCAUCAGCCUGCAGUACAACCUCAGCGACACCAGCACCUUCCCACAGUCCUCCAGCACAGGGCUCAUGAAGGUGAUGACGAACGUGACGGAGAUCUCGGCGAGGUUAAACAGCACCUACAGGUGUGUGAGCCCCAGCACCGUCAGUCUGAGCCCCGAGGUCAACCUCACCUUCUCUGAUGUGCACAUGGAGGCUUACAUGAGCGGAGCCAACCUCAGCACAGACGAGAGCGUUUGCAGUGCUGAUCAGACGGUUACGACCGCUGCCCCGACUCAGUCUCCCAGAACCAGCGCCGCCCCGUCUCCCGUCCCGCCGCCCGCUCCGCAGCGAGGAAACUACACCCUCACCAACCGCAACGGCACCGCCUGCCUGCUGGCACUGAUGGGGCUGCAGCUCAACAUCACGCACCGCUCCAGAGCACUGAACCAGAUGGUCAGCGAGGUCGUGAACCUGCAGCCCAACAGAACCACAGCCUCGGGGUCGUGUGGGGUCACGGUCGCCACGCUGGUGCUGACGGAGGAUCUCACCAACCUCACCUUCACCUUCACACUGAACUCCACUACACAGAAGUUUUACCUGAGCGCGGUGAACGUCUCUGCCUUCUGGCCGGACAUGACAGACCGCUUCGUGGAGGGAAACGGCUCUCUGAACUUCCUGCAGUGCAGCGUGGGCCGCUCGUACGUGUGCAGCGCGGAGCAGACGCUCUCGAUUGUGCCCAGCUUCUCCAUAAACACCUUCAGACUGCAGCUGCAGCCCUUCAACGUCACCGCCAGUCGCUUCUCCGCAGUGGAGGAGUGUCGCGCGGAUCAGGAGAACAUGCUCAUCCCCAUCAUCGUGGGUGUGGCUCUGGCCGGUCUGGUGCUGAUCGUCCUCAUCGCGUAUCUGAUCGGCAGGAAGCGGACACACGCCGGAUACCAGACCAUCUGAUCAUCUUCAUCCUCCUCCUCCUCCUCCAUCUGCAUGCACUGGAGUGUGUGUGUGUGUGUGUGUGUGUUCACUGUGAGGUCAGGGGUGUGUGUGUGUGUGUGUGUAUGU